UCAUCGUCGCGCGCCGCGGCGGGGACGAGCCGUCCGUCGGCCACCCCGUCCCCGCAGCGCCCCCUCGCGGCGGAGCGCCUCCGCCCGCGUCCGCCGCCAUGAACAGCGUGGGCGAGGCCUGCACCGACAUGAAGCGCGAGUACGACCAGUGCUUCAACCGCUGGUUCGCCGAGAAGUUCCUCAAGGGCCAAGGCUCGGCCGAGCCCUGCCUCGACCUCUUCAAGCGCUACCAGCAGUGCGUGCAGAAAGCAAUAAAGGAGAAAGAGAUUCCCAUUGAAGGCCUGGAGUUCAUGGGCCACAGUAAAGAAAAAUCGGAAAGCUCCUCUUUACCUUGACAAGAAUCUGCACGAUAACGUUCUGGGACUUCAAAAUCAGGCGGCCGGUUUCUCUUGAUGGGAAUGAUGAAGGUGGCGAGUGAUUUGAUGUGACAUUAUUUUGCCAAAUGAGGGUUUUAGUUCCACCGCCGCGCCGUUUCUUUCUUGCAGGCUAAAAGGUCAUGGGACGUUUUAGCAUCUGUUUUCGUACGACACCUUUGGGUAGUUAGGCAUCUUAUCAAAAAGCUUAUGAACCAAAUGAGUGUUAGAUUAUGCACCUCGGGGGAGAAUACCUCCGGAGAUUAUGACGGUAUCUGGUCUACGAUCGGUUUCUAAAGCGGUUUAUUUAUAAAUGAUGAUGAUACUUGACUUUGAGUCCCUAAGUAUUGGAUUUCACGGGAGGCUCACUAGGGCCAUUUUUCUGGGCCGCAGCUGGUAGCAGACCUUAGGUAACGGCCCGGUGUCAGCCCUCGGACGCCGCAGCUUUUAUUUUAACGUAGCGAUCGAUCCGAAUACCGUUUAUUGCUGCCGAAGAUCCGCCUCGGUCAAAAAGGGCCCAGCCUUCAAGGAAGAGAGCCGCCCGUCUUUUCAGGAACCGUCCACGAAUGCGGACCCGGAAGGAUUGGAAGCCGUGCAAGAAAAUCUCAGCAAUCACUGGCCGCCCGAAGUUGACGUCGUCUCGUUCCGAGGACUGGAAUUAAGAUGCCUUGUGCGCCUCCCCAAAACUUGGCUACAGUCGGUCGAGGAGGAAGGAUUUAGAUUUGAAUUCCUUACCCGUCGUGGGACGAGUCUCGUAUCGCUGCAUUAGAGAGAAGAGGUGGGAUGGUUGCUCGGCCUGGCCUGUCAGGCCGUCACGACCUAUUGCUUCUAUAAUCGUGGAGAUGGAAUAAAUGGUGAUGCUGUUG
Molecule: messenger RNA, 1219 nt
Organism: Ornithorhynchus anatinus (platypus)
Lineage: Eukaryota; Metazoa; Chordata; Mammalia; Monotremata; Ornithorhynchidae
Product: TP53-regulated inhibitor of apoptosis 1
Exons: 2
Coding region: 99-335 (78 amino acids)
Source: RefSeq, a predicted model, not a curated record